Molecule: messenger RNA, 1021 nt
Organism: Spizellomyces punctatus DAOM BR117
Lineage: Eukaryota; Fungi; Chytridiomycota; Chytridiomycetes; Spizellomycetales; Spizellomycetaceae
Product: molybdenum cofactor synthesis domain-containing protein
Exons: 4
Coding region: 5-958 (317 amino acids)
Source: RefSeq, a predicted model, not a curated record
GGAAAUGCAACGAGCGAUAUCUCGGCUGACCAGCCUUCGGGGCCAGUUGACCACACCCGUGGCCGUUAGUUACUCAUCCUGCCGGACCUUCUCCGGGAUUCCGAAAUCGGAGACCAACUCCCAAAGCGUGGCAUGUCUUAUUAUUGGAGAUGAAAUCCUCAACGGGAAAACCCACGAUACCAACUCAAACUAUCUGGCAAAGAAAUGCUUUGACUUUGGACUUGACCUCCGACGCAUCCAAGUGGUGCCCGAUGUGGAGCAAGAUAUUAUAGAGUCGGUGAGAGAGCUAUCUCGGCAAUACCACUGGGUUUUUACAAGCGGCGGGAUAGGGCCAACUCACGAUGAUAUCACGUAUCAAUCGAUCGCAAAGGCAUUCGAUUUACCACUCGCUUAUCACGAGCCAACUCUCGAAAAGAUGAGAAUGAUAAUGCCGCUUACCUUGGUAGAUGGUAAGAGUCGAACAAAUCCGGCCCCCUUGGUGAUGACCGAAGCCAGGAAGCGCAUGGCGCUACUCCCAGUAGACCCUAAUGGCGAGGAAAGGACAAGAGUAGUGUUUCCGUCAACGCAGUUGUGGGUUCCUCUGGUGAUUGUAAAUCAAAACGUUCAUAUUCUCCCUGGCGUUCCAAAGCUAUUCCGCGUCCUGAUUGAUCGGUAUUUUGAAACACACGUACGGCCAACAUUGUCCUUGCCAAGCUACUCUCGUGUGCUCAUCGGAACAAGCCUAUUUGAGGGCGACAUCGCCCCUAUUCUAACUGAUAUCCAGGAAAAAGUGCAGUUGGAAGGAAUUAAGAUAGGCUCAUAUCCGCGGUGGAGACCAGGCGGUGUUCGCGUCGAUGAGGGGAAUGUCAGAGUGGUAGUCUCGCUGCUGGGUCGUGACAAGGAGGCCUUGGAUAAGUGGGGAAAAGUCGUUGCUCAAAAGAUUCAAGGAGUUUACGUAGAAAAUAUAGAUACUGAAUAGUAUGGAUACGUCUUUUGUAUUGCCGCAAAAUUGGUUCUUUCAACGCAUUCUUUGAUAUUGCUU